CUCUCUCUCUCUCUCUCUCUCCUCUAACAUUAAACUGUAGCAACUAGAAAGUGCUUUAAUUAGCAUAACCUCUAACAUUAAACUGCUAUGAACCUCUCUCUCUCCUCUCUCUCUUCUUUUAACCCACUAGGCACUCAAAGCAGAGGCAGCAAGGAACCAGCUCCUGGUUGUCUUCUAAAAAGCUUCCAUCUUUCCGACUCCAAGAAGCUCAAAAACUCACUAAAUUUCCAAACCCCCACAGAAAACUAAGUCAUGGGUUGCUGUGAAUCCAAAGUUUCAGAGAACCAACAACCAGAGAAAAUCCAAACCCAGCAUCUAGCUCACAACAGCUGGACCCCAACCCACCACACAAAUCCCACAUCUGGAUCCGACCUGGAAAUUGGCGGAGCCCUACCCUUCUCCGAGUUCUCCUUUGCUGACCUCAAAGCCGCCACCAAUAACUUCAGCUCUGACUACAUAGUUUCGGAGAGCGGCGAGAAGGCCCCUAAUCUUGUUUACAAGGGCUGGCUACAGAACCGUUGUUGGAUCGCCGUUAAGAAGUUCACUAAGAUGGCGUGGCCUGAUCCCAAGCAGUUUGCGGAGGAAGCUUGGGGCGUGGGGAAGCUGCGGCAUCGGCGGCUUGCGAAUUUGAUUGGGUAUUGUUGUGAUGGGGAUGAGAGAUGUGUGAGGGAGAGAGGGAGAGAGAGAAAUUGAGUGGGUGGAGUCAAAGAGUGAGGGGGAAGGGUGGG
This is a messenger RNA of Malus domestica (apple), 728 nucleotides long. RefSeq names its product serine/threonine-protein kinase BSK1-like. Gene Ontology annotation, molecular function: protein kinase activity. NCBI's taxonomy places the organism in Eukaryota, Viridiplantae, Streptophyta, Magnoliopsida, Rosales, Rosaceae. Gene Ontology annotation, biological process: brassinosteroid mediated signaling pathway. The record is from RefSeq and is a predicted model, not a curated record.